UGGCGGGCAGCUGGCGGCGCACGCGUGGCGGCUGCCCGCGGUGGUGCUCGAGGCACGGUCGCCGCCAUCCGUUGCUGUCCAGCGGGCCUCUCGGAGAGAGAGGGCUGCUGGCAGCGACGGAUUGCGGCAACCGUGCAGGCGCGCGGCCUGUGGUGGCUGGCGGGCAGCUGGCGGCGCACGCGUGGCGGCUGCCCGCGGUGGUGCUCGAGGCGCGCGGCCUGCGGUGGCUGGCGGGCAGCUGGCGGCGCACACGUGGCGGCUGUCCGCGGUGGUGCUCGAGGCGCGCGGCCUGCGGUGGCUGGCGGGCAGCUGGCGGCGCACGCGUGGCGGCUGCCCGCGGUGGUGCUCGAGGCGCGCGGCCUGCGGCGGCUGGCGGGCAGCUGG
This is a messenger RNA of Prorocentrum cordatum, 384 nucleotides long. Lineage: Eukaryota; Dinophyceae; Prorocentrales; Prorocentraceae. The record is from the annotation of a GenBank genome assembly.